UCCUGCGCGCAGGCGGAAGUUUACUGUACUGGCUCAUCCGAUUCUCCAUGCUCAGAGUCUAAUCAAACAAUAAAAGACCAGUGAUAUCAGCAUCCGCCUCCAGCAUACCAUGACUGAACCGAGUCCGGCCCAGAAAAGCUCACAGCCAGGUCAAGAGAUGGCGUCAGUGAAGCUGGAGGACUGCAGUCAAACACUGGAGCUCAAUGUGAUUGUCAAAAAAGAGGAAGAGGAGGAUGAGAGAAGAACCGAGGAAGAGAACGGGGGAGUAGAACAGGAGAGGGAAGACGGUAACGUUGACUCGGUAGAUAUGGAAGAAGAGGAGGACCAGGAAGGAGGAGGUGUGGCCAACCCAGGACUUGUUACUGUUAAAAGAGAAGACGAGGAAGAGGAGGAGAUUGGGGACAGAGAGGAGGAGGAGGAGGACGGAGAGGAGGAGGUUGGGGACAGAGAGGAGGAGGAUGGGGACAGGACCAACCCAGAAACAGGAGAGGGUGCCAGCUCAGACAAAGAGAGACCGUUCCUCUGCUCCCAGUGUGGUAAGCGGUUCACUGCACCAAGCAGCCUGAAGACUCACAUGCAGAGACACAGCGGAGAGAAACCCCACCAGUGCUCCUUCUGUGGGAAGCGCUUCCUACGAUCCACAGACCUGAAGAGACACCAGAUGAUCCACAAAGCAGUCACCUCGGACAGACCGUACCGCUGUUUGGAGUGCGGCAAGACGUUCACCUCGCCCACCAGCCUGAGGAUCCACCUGAAGAUCCACAGCGAAGACAAACCUCACCAGUGUUCCGUCUGCGGGAAGCGUUUCCUGUGGCUGUGUGUUCUGAAGAGACACCAGGUGGUGCACAAAGCAGGAGAGAGCGCCACCUCGGACCCAGACAGCCCAGGGGAUCCCGAACAGGGGCAGAAGCCGUACCUGGACCCUAAAAGACUUCACCUCUGUUCAGAGUGUGGCAAGAGGUUCACCACAGCGCCUUUACUAAAGUCUCACAUGAAGUCUCACAGUGGGGAGAUACACCACCAGUGCUCCGUCUGUGGGAAGUGUUUCCUGCUGUUCCAGGACCUCAAGAGACACCAGGAGAUCCACAAAGGGGGCAACAACUCUGACCCAGACAGCCCAGGGGAAGCAGAUCCGGAGAGACCGUUCCCCUGCUCUGUGUGUGGUAAGAGGUUCACCGCAGCCUUCAGGCUUAAGGCACACAUGAAGAUCCACAGCGGAGAGAAACCCCACCAGUGCUCCGUCUGUGGCAAGGCCUUCCUUCGACCCUACGACCUUAAAAGACACCUGGUGACCCAUAAAGGAGAGGGCACCAGCUCUGACCCUGACAGUCCAGGGGAUCCUGACCAGGAGCUGAAGCCAUAUUUCUGCUCCCAGUGCGGUAAGAGGUUCACUGCAGCCAGCAGCCUGAAGACACACACAAUGACGCACAGUGGAAAGAAACCCCACCAGUGCUCCGUCUGUGGGAAGUGUUUCCUGCGAUACCAGGACCUGAAGAGACACCAGGUGAUCCACAAAGGAGAGGGCGCCAGCACAGAAAAACCCCACCAGUGCUCUGUCUGCGAGGAGAGUUUCUUGAAGCUCGACGACUUGAACAUUCAUGUGACGAUCCACACAGGAGAGAAGACCAAGCACAUCUGCCAACCAUGUGGGAAGACCUUCACUCUGCUGCAGGACCUAAAGACUCACCAGCGCACCCAUACAGGAGAGAAACCGUACCACUGCUCCAAGUGCCCAGAGAGCUUUGGCAACCUGUUGGAGUACAGGGAGCACAAGCAGACACACAAUAACAAGAAACCGUACCUUUGUGACCAAUGCGGCCAGACGUUCACCCACUUCUACACCCUGAAGACCCACCGGUCAAUCCACACAGGGGAGAACCUCCUCCACUGCUCUUACUGUGGGAGGGGCUUCACUCAGAAAACGUCCUUGGCGACCCACAUACUGAUCCACACCAAGGAAAAACCGCACCAGUGCUCUGUGUGUGGCCAACGUUUUGCCAGAAGCGAAAGCCUGAAGAAACACAAGAGGAUACACAUGGCAGAGGUCCGCCAUCACAUGUGCGAGUGCGGGAAGAGUUUCCCUGACAUGAAGCGGUUGGAGGUGCACGCGAGAAUGCACUACAAGAGCCUGGAAAAGAAGUACUGCUGCUCAUACUGCGGGAGAAUGUUCCUACGGGACGGGGAUCUAAAGAGUCACCAGAGAACACACACCGGAGAGAAACCCUUUGUCUGCGCCAUAUGCGGGAAAAGUUUCGCCCAAUCGGGGAACUUGAGAGUGCAUCAGAUCAAGCACACUAAAGAGAGACCGUACCCUUGUACUGUCUGUGAUAAGGGGUUCACCACCUCUGGGAGUCUGAAGGUGCACAUGAGGAGGUUUCAUACAGGGGAGAAGCCGUACGUCUGUAGCCUGUGUGGGAAAGGGUUCAUUGUACCGAAAGCACUAAAGACACACCAACAGAAACAUAUGAAAGAGACUACCGUCUAGUUUGACGGGAGAUAGGAAAAGACUGUCUUUCUGUGAUUCCUCGCUCCACUCUCCUCUCAACUGUAAUAGAAGAGAAGUUCCGAGGUCCCUCCUCUCUGACUUUAUUCUCCAUUUUGAGGAGGAGACGAAGAGAAAGAGGAAUCGGGGAAUGAUGAAUUGAGAAAUAGUCGAGGCCUGCUGGUGGUUUUACCUGCUGCUCCCAUUGAGGACAUGUUUUUUUUCAAAAUAAAAGUCCCCCCCCCCUACAUGCAUCCAUGUAAUUGUACUCUAAAUGUUCCAUUAGACAUCACUCACCAUGAUAGAACAGCUAGUGGUUAGUUUAGUGAUACUCUACAGAAACUCUGAGGUUGUAUUACCAAACUAACCACUAGCUAUUCAGUCUGUGAGAUACAACCUCAAUACAGUUUAUGUAGAGUAUCUUAAUGUCAGAUAUGAAUUGACAGGAUGAUAUGAUUAUGUAUGGCAUGAUAUGACACACUAUGCAUUAUGACAAUAAUACAUUUAAACCUGACAUGAUGUCUCUACUCACCAUGACUGGUACCUAUUGACAUGAUGUCUCUACUCACCAUGACUGGUACCUAUUGACAUGAGGUCUCUACUCACCAUGACUGGUACCUAUUGACAUGAGGUCUCUACUCACCAUGACUGGUACCUAUUGACAUGAGGUCUCUACUCACCAUGACU
This is a messenger RNA of Oncorhynchus nerka (sockeye salmon), 3169 nucleotides long. RefSeq names its product zinc finger protein 345-like. Gene Ontology annotation, molecular function: RNA polymerase II cis-regulatory region sequence-specific DNA binding; DNA-binding transcription factor activity, RNA polymerase II-specific. Gene Ontology annotation, cellular component: nucleus. The record is from RefSeq and is a predicted model, not a curated record. Lineage: Eukaryota; Metazoa; Chordata; Actinopteri; Salmoniformes; Salmonidae. The transcript has 10 exons. Gene Ontology annotation, biological process: regulation of transcription by RNA polymerase II. The coding region runs from base 110 to 2485 and encodes 791 amino acids.